Molecule: messenger RNA, 843 nt
Organism: Symbiodinium necroappetens
Lineage: Eukaryota; Dinophyceae; Suessiales; Symbiodiniaceae
Source: the annotation of a GenBank genome assembly
AUGGUGGAGAUCGAUCAGGCCUCUUAUUUCCCAUACAACCAGAACAUGCAGGAAAGACGUCUGGACUAUGUUUGCACCCGCCGACUUCUCGCUGACACAGGCGCAGUGCUACCGUACCGUGACCUUGCCAGGAGCGACCAUGAAGCCAUCGUGGUCCCGAUCCUGACCGAGGUCCCCAAAGCGAAGCCUAGCCCGCAGAAAACAUGGGGGACACGCAGGCUGAAGGCCCCAACAAAGGUAGCUGAGAUGAUGGCAACCUAUGAGGUCACAGCCACCGACCCUAUAGAGCUCAUCGCCAACAUUGCUCGACUGAUCACCGCCCUGAAAGUUCUCGAGCAGGACGACUAUUGGCGGGGACAACUCCUUCAUGUUUUCAAUGACAUGUUGUACACUGCCAGAAUCCCUGCCAACAUCGAGAAUGGGAUCACGGUCUUGCUUGCAAAAAUGCCCUCACCGGGGGACUGGAGCGAUACACGGCCUAUCACCCUCAGCUCGACUCUCCUCCGGUCUUUCUCACAGCUGAUCAUCGGCCGUGCCUCCCACUGCGUGCAGGGGGACUCCCGACUCCAGUGGGCACGUCGUUCGCGCCAAGGUGUGGAACUGAUCUUGGUGAUUCGUCGACUCUGCAGAGUGGCGCACGACUGGGGACUUCCCAUGUAUCUGGCAAAGCUUGAUAUUCGCAAGGCUUUCGACUCUAUAUACCAGGAAGCUCUUGCAGAACAGAUCGAAGAAGAUGUCAGAUCGUCGCUCUUGACCUGGAACGAUCCAUCGAUGAGGUUGUUUUAUGGACGACAGCUAUCUGUGGUCUACCUCUGCUCGGCAUUUACAGGCAAUGCUGGACAG